Cadophora gregata is the source of this 1866-nucleotide messenger RNA. RefSeq lists its product as uncharacterized. Gene Ontology annotation, biological process: protein phosphorylation. The record is from RefSeq and is a predicted model, not a curated record. Lineage: Eukaryota; Fungi; Ascomycota; Leotiomycetes; Helotiales; Ploettnerulaceae. Bases 1 to 1866 code for a protein of 621 amino acids. Gene Ontology annotation, molecular function: ATP binding; protein kinase activity. The transcript is spliced from 4 exons.
AUGUCGAGCAUCUCGCAGUCCAUCAAGAACUUAAUCCGGCACGGAAAAGGUGGCCGAGCAUCACAACCUCAAGACGACCCCACUACCCACGUCUCGCCCGUCAACGUCCACAACAGUCGACAUCAAGAACAUGCCCCGCCACAGCAUCCAAAUAACCACUACGCAAACAGCGAUCCGACCAUGAACCAGCAACACCACCAGCCGCAUGCCGCCGACGCAUACUCGACCGCAGAUCUCGACAACCGGAAUCGCGGAGCGCAGGCAGGACAUGUUGCAGCACAUGCCGCGGAGCACAAACAGAAGAAGACGAAGAAGGUAGACCAUGAAGAGUUAGCUCGGAUUGUCGCGGAAGAGAAUGAGAGCAAGGGAAAGCUGCCAAGAUACCCAGACCUGCAAAGAUGGCAGCUCAUCGAGAAGAUGGGUGAUGGCGCUUUCAGUAAUGUCUACAGGGCACGGGAUUUGGAAGGACAAGCAGGAGAGGUCGCCAUUAAGGUCGUCCGCAAGUUCGAGAUGAACUCUGGUCAGAGAGCCAAUAUUCUCAAGGAGGUUCAGAUCAUGCGCCAGCUAGAUCAUCCUAACAUUGUGAAACUGGUUGACUUUUCCGAAUCGAAACAGUACUACUACAUUGUGCUGGAGUUGGCACCAGGAGGAGAAUUAUUCCAUCAGAUUGUUCGUCUCACAUACUUCAGUGAGGACUUGUCAAGACAUGUCAUUACACAAGUCGCACAAGCACUCGAAUACCUGCACGAGGAGUGUGGUGUUGUUCACAGAGAUAUUAAGCCAGAAAACUUAUUAUUCUCGCCCAUUCCACACAUUCCAACAAAGAACCCAAAGCCUAAAGGACCCGAAGAUGAAGACAAGGUCGAUGAGGGAGAAUUUAUUCCUGGCGUUGGUGCAGGUGGAAUUGGUAAAAUUAAGAUUGCGGAUUUCGGCUUAAGCAAGAUCGUGUGGGACAACCAAACAAUGACGCCAUGUGGAACAGUUGGCUACACCGCACCUGAGAUUGUCAAGGACGAGCGAUAUUCGAAGAGUGUUGAUAUGUGGGCUAUGGGAUGUGUACUCUACACAUUACUCUGUGGAUUCCCGCCAUUCUACGAUGAGAGCAUCCAAGUACUUACCGAGAAAGUCGCCAGAGGUCAAUAUACCUUCUUAUCCCCUUGGUGGGACGAUAUCUCCAAGUCUGCUCAAGAUCUGGUAUCUCACCUUCUCACCGUUGACCCAGCAAAGCGUUACACGAUCAAGGAGUUCCUAGAGCACCCAUGGAUCAAGAACACCAGAGAACCAACAUAUGCCGCUCACGAUGCUCCACCACUUGCCACACCAGCAUUCGAGCGCCAAAAGCAAUUAGGUAUCAACCCUGCGCUUCUCGAGUCACCAGGUGCCGGAAAGCGUAUGGAUUUCCGUAGUCCUGGCCAAGUCAACCUGCGCGAAGUCUUCGAUGUCAGUUAUGCCGUCCACAGACAAGAGGAAGAAGGCAAGCGCCGCAAGAACUUCAAGCCAGGAUACCGCAACGCGGCAGCCAUGAACGGUCUCAACCCCAUCGACGACGAUGAAUUCGACGAGGAGGAAGAGUACCAAGAAGACAACGGCAUUCCUUCCAAGGUACCAAAAGCCCGCGAUGCUGAUGUCCACCAAGUCGAGCAGGGUCUGAGAAAUACCAAUCUCAAUGCUGCGGCGGCGGCGCGGGCUCCUCCUGCUGCACAGAAGGGUUAUGGUCAGCAUAGUGCGGCGGUCACGGCGGCUGCUAAGCAGCAGGUGCGCGCGAGAAAGGGGAACUUUGAGUUGAGUCUCGAUAAUGCGACGUUGCUUGGAAGGAGAGGCAAUAAGGGACCUAGUGGACUGCGGGAGUCGACUAUGGCUGAGUGA